Molecule: messenger RNA, 4762 nt
Organism: Hyalella azteca
Lineage: Eukaryota; Metazoa; Arthropoda; Malacostraca; Amphipoda; Hyalellidae
Exons: 9
Coding region: 1-4557 (1518 amino acids)
Biological process (GO): DNA repair; telomere maintenance
Molecular function (GO): DNA helicase activity
Source: RefSeq, a predicted model, not a curated record
AUGCCGUGGAAAAAGAAGCCCAAAAGAAAACGCUGCGCAUCAUGCCAUCUCUUUGGUCAUGACACUGAGCGCUGCGGCAUCACAGAUGAUCCUGUCGGUGGUGCUGUGGACCCUGAGUCCGCACCUGCAGCUUCAUUGACAGCACAGAUCUCUAAGACCUCUGCAGCGGGUGACCGCGUGCAUGAACAGCGUGCUACGUCCAGCACCUGUGUUCAUCCUGAGGAAGGCUGCCAAGCGCGAGGCGUUGACGUGUCGUACGCGGAUACUGCUGGCACUUCAGGCGCUACAAGUACACAUCUGUCUUUGAGUCCUCCGAAGAAGAGACUGAAGAGAGGUCAUCCAGAGUUUGCAACUGUUAGUGUACCAGUAACGGCAACUACCGCGGAUGACUUCGUGUCUGGACAGCGUGCUACGGACCGCGCUUCCGUUCGUACCGAGGCAGGCUGCUCAUCUCGGGAAGUUGAUCCGUUGCCCGCAGAUUCAAUCGGACCUUCGCGUUCGACGAGUACAGAUCUUACUAUGAGAGUAACUCGUUCCAUGUCACGUCGUCAAGGCGAAAGCGGCGCAUUUAGUGACGUUAUUCGUCAGAAUUCAUUGCAAGAGCGUUCAGCUUCUCAAGAUCUGUAUGUUGACGCAUCUCAGUGCUCUAAUGAAGACAUCGAAGAGGAUAUGUCUUUGGAUUCGUCUACUUCUAUGAAUGAAGACACAACAGGAACAGGGAACGCUUUGCAGUAUGGCAGGAGUUUGUAUAUUCACGUGCCCUGCAAUCCGGUCCUGGGUAGCACGUCUGAGCUUCGUCCCGACCUCAUUGCUCCCUUGUCUGCAAAUCCGCAUUUCGUUAGGGCUGGUCGCUCUAACGAAUUCAACAGCAGCCAUGUCGUCUUCCGCGAAUACGGCGAUUCCAGCGGUGCCUCGUCGUUUAGUCUCACCACGAAGCCUUACGUUUGUGGACCUUGCACUGAACUGCAAAUUGAUUCAAUGGGCCUCAGUUUAAAUCAAAGACCUGAUAUUUACCAUUCGUUAAGAGAAGGUGAAACUCUGCCUAAUGAUUUGCAUGAAGAGUUGAAAGAAUCUUACGAAAAGUUUCCUUUGGACGCAGAAACUAUAAGGAAAGCCAGAGAAACAGGCACCUACGUCAAUGUCCACGACGCUUCUAAUAUUUUGAUGCAAUACAACACUCGUUUAGCUGCAGGUCCUCAAGAUGAAAACCGCAGGGAAUUAAGAGCCAAGGGGAAAGAAGUGCUUCAAAUAGUUCAUCCUGGUAAUAAUGUAGGGAGUGAUGCACAUGAUGAUCNAACAAGCUAUUUGGCCAAAUAUGCCGCAGGCGCCGAUGAAAAACGUGAAGUGGUUAUCACCGCCACUGGCAAGGAUGCUACUGUAGUCGAUGUUGAACCUCGCGAUCUCUAUCAUGCCAAGAUUUCUGGUUCAAAAAUUGCUCACGACCAGAAAAUGAAAGCUGAAAUGGCGAAGGAAUCAUUAUGCCGGGAAAUCACCCUCACCGAAAUGCUCUGGUUUUGUCAUCAACUCCCUUUUGUUGUUUGCUCUGCUGAUUUCGUCCAUUGCUCAACACAUGCCCCUGAACACAGGCAAGCAGUGUAUCGUAAACACAGCGGUUACAUCCAGAAAUUAAUAAAUGAAGACGGCACUUUGAAGGGGAUAUCUCUGCGAGCUGGCUUCCCAAGUUGGCGACGUUUCACAGGGUCGCAAACUUUGCUCAUGAGUGAGAUUGUCAACUCUCCAUACCUCGUUGAUAACACCUCCCUCUUCAGCGUUCGUCCCCCUGAGUUGCGCAAGGUGAUGAAGCUUGGCGACUAUUUGAAGUGGUUCUCUUUUACUUCGGCAAAAGUCAUCACAGUUUCUGAAGAAGUCAGUGAGUGCCCUUGGAUUGAUGGCAGCGGCAAGCUAGUUCGGGUGAGGAAGAGGUAUGUGAACGAUGUCCGUCGUUUCUUCGAAAAGCUAGCUAACCGAGCUCACCUUCGUCCUGGAACCCUGGAGAUGUAUGGACUUUUCGAAGCCCUUCAUCAUGAAGUUCUUCAGGGGAGUAACUCAAAUUUUGUUACUCGAUUUGUUGAUAUGAGCGCUGACAGGGAUGUGAUAGUCGUUUUUACCGCUAUCGAGCCCACAUCGAUUCAUAAAUUUUUCAUCCAUCUCCUGCUCACCCUUGGGUCAUUUGUGACCGAACUUGACAUUUUCAGGGGCCCUACUCUGUUGCAUGCUUUUCAGUAUGCCCAUCUCAUUGCCGAUGCAAACAAUCCGACAGAAGAAGAGGCCCUGUCUAUCAUCAGACUGUACGUGAUGACUCAGCUGCAGUCUUUGCCUUACGGUGUGAAAGGGUUUUCGCGGCUUUUGAGUCUUGCCAUGGAUGGAUUAUUAUGCUUCUUUCGCACAAAAGGCGUCGAUUACGUUGAAGUUCCGUUGGCGUCGAUGAGAGCGAUCAGAGAGGAUGCUACUACGAAAUUGCAUGAAAUGGAAGCUUCAAGAGCUCAGACUUUAGCUUCUGUUCUCCAAACAUCAGGCAUCAAAAAUUGUCCCGCCCCAGCUAUUCUUGGCAGCAUGAAGAAAUUUGAUUUUGUACCGGAAAUUGAGCGCUUGCCUGAACAAAGCAGAUCAUCUUAUGCGGAGCAGAUUGUGUGCCUGAAUGCUUUGGUGAAUGCAAUUGACCGAUUUGAUCGUGUAGGGCCGGUUUUUGUGCCAUGUCCAAUUAUCACUGGACCUCCUGGAGCUGGGAAGACUCACCUAUUACUGACGUCUUGCAUUUACGCGCAAUCGAAAGGCUUAAGGACCAUCAUCACCGCCGCCACUGCCGAGCGCGCCCGAAGUUUAGGAGGCGAGCACAUACAUUUGUUGUUCGCUAUGCCAACAGUGAAAAGCCAAAUUGAAUGUGUGCCGGUGACUGCGGAAAAGUGUCUUCUAAACCUGAGUGCCAGCCCAGUUAAAAUGGCAUACCUGAAGAGACUUGACGUGCUGGUGGUGGAAGAAAUUGGUCUCUUACCUGCCUCGCUGCUGAACAUUAUCGACUUCGUUCUACGACGAUUGAGGGACACCACAGUUCCGUUCGGAGGUGUGCUGCUGCUUUGCUGUGGUGACCCUUGCCAACUGAAACCUGUGAAUGGACGGAGCAUCUGGCUCAUGCCAAACCUUUUCACGAUGUUCCAUGUACUCUGCCUGAAACAUUUCGUGAGGUCCAGGGGUGAUCCCGAACUCCAAACCCUUAUAAAAUGUAUUCGAAAGACUAGGUUAGACGACCACGAUGUACAGGAGAUCAUUGCAAUUAUAAGAAACCGAUGUGCACCGCACCAAUUUGUCAAGAGCUGGGAAGACGUACCCGACGAGUACCAGCGAGUCGUCGGCAAGAAUUCUGCGGUCGAUUAUGCUGUCAGUAUCUAUUUGAAGCAAAAGAAAGCGACGCCUGGUCUUUCAUACAUCGUACAACAGGCACACGACGAGGUAGAAGUAAUUGGAGGCAAUUGGAUUACUGCCAGCGCUGCUGUUAGCAAACAACUGACGCGGCAAGUCAAGGAACCGUUUGAGCUCCUCCUCUUCUGUCAUCAGGUUGUCAGGCUCACUUAUAACCAUUCCACGCCAGCCGGUAGAGUUCCGAAAUUUAGCCAAGGCCAAUUGGCCGUUAUCCUCCAGUUGCCAGACCUCAGUCUUCCUCGGCAUGCUCAACGAAUCACCAUCAAAUUGGUACCGCCGGGAGUCAGAGUGGUAUCCGUGGAUGCUUUGCCUGAUGAGUGGCCAGUCUUUUCAUUGGCUAGGAGGUUUACGAUACCUCAGUUAAUUCAAGUCCACAUGUCCAAGGCGAAACGUGAACAGUGGCCAUUCGCAUACUUCGUCUGCACCACUGUUCAUCGAAGCAUUGGGGAAACACUCCCCAAAUUAGCCACGCAGAUAAGUUUGGAACAUCCGAUGUUCUCAUUAUGGGACAAAAAUCAGUUACUUGUCAUCUUGAGCCGAGUCCAAUCCCUUGACGAUCUUCUCUUCGUCGGGGAUGUAGUUGACACUUUGAGAGCCAUCAAGAAGCUCUUGCAAGUGGUUGAUCCUUGGGGUGCUUUCAUAGAUGGGAUUUUGGUCGCUCGUGACAGCAUUCGGGAAGGAGAUGGAAUAAUCCCAAGCACUUGUUCUUAUCCGUCCAUACCCGCCUGUGUCCCAACGACCGAUUCAGGAUUCAUAUUCAUGGUCGUUAGCCUGAAGCUUGACUCGUACCGCAUCGAUAAAGCACCUAGUUUGCGGCAAGCUUUGAAGCUUUUCAACGAUCCUCUUGCACUUGCGGCCACAAGAUCGCUGAGACCUUGGGCGCUGGCGUGCUUCAUUACUGGUUUCACCCAAGGCAAUUACGACGAUGGACUGACGGACUUCAUCAAUUCCUGGAAGGCAAGGAUACAAACUGAACACGGAAAUGAGGCUAGGAGUCACCAAGCAUUGACUGUCGGCCUAAAUUUGUUUGCCGAGGAAAGGCCCAGACAACCCACCUUGAAGUGGCAGACAUGCUUAAAACUCAAUGAAGAAGAAGUGUCCAUUGGCGGUGGCGGAGAACGUGCAUUGAGCACGCAUUAAAGUGGUGCGGACAUUGUUGCCACUAUCGUUGCUGCGCAUUUCUUGCUGCUCAGUUACGACGUGUUGUGUGGCCUAGCAUGAGCUCCCAUUCAUAUAUUUUACGAAAUGCGUGUAUAUUGUCAUCACUCUCAUCGUGGCGCCUUUCCUGCUGCUCAGUUCCGACGUGUCAUGGAGCCUAGCGUGAACAUCAAUUUCUGUAUUUUAA